[Torrubiella] hemipterigena is the source of this 4736-nucleotide messenger RNA. Lineage: Eukaryota; Fungi; Ascomycota; Sordariomycetes; Hypocreales; Clavicipitaceae. The record is from the annotation of a GenBank genome assembly.
CAAGCAUCACCAACCCUUGCUCCCGAGAACAUUUAGCAUCGACUUGGUGCCCUUUUUACGCAUCUUACUAAUAAUUUCUUUUCGUUAUUAAUACUACUCUUUUCGCCAGGCAACCAUUAGUCACGUUCUACUUGUCGCCAUGAUCUAGCAGCUCGGUAGUCACAAGACCAAUACAAGCAUCACCAGCCUCCCGUCGCAGCGUUCACGGCAACCUACUGAAUCCUCCAACUUGAGCAGCGACAAUAUAAUAUCAACCAUGUCUGGCUCGUAUCCGGACGAAGAGGAACCAGCCGACCUCCCGGUUUCCACGCCGUUGACGCUAGCAAAGGCGCUGUUUGACCGUCGCCCAGACUACGUACGAAGACGAACGAUCAAAGUCAAGAUUGGAACAUGGAAUGUGGCAGGAUGCCCGGGGACCGACAAAGAUCUUGCAAGCUGGUUUCUUCAAGAUGACGCUCCAGAGGUCAAGGGCCUGGAAAAGCUGAGCAUUUCUAGCACGGCGCCAGACGGCGAGACCGCGCCGCAAGCAUCCAAGGGUCGAACCGACAUUGGACUUUAUGUCCUUGGCCUGCAGGAGGUUAUCGAUCUGAAUAUGACAAAAGAGUACAUGAAUCGCACCAUCAAUCCAGAUCUAACACCAACCGAAAAGUGGAAGACGGCGCUCGAAGCAGCGAUGCCGGAAGGAUAUCAGCUUGUCGCCACCGACCAGAUGGUUGGACUGCUCCUUUUCAUAUAUGCAUCACCUGAGGUUUCUGCCAAUCUAUCCAACAUUAGCACUAAGCAAGUCGGUACCGGUCUACUCGGCUAUUUUGGCAACAAAGGUGCCAUCGCGACUAGAAUUGUACUUGGAGAGACAACGCGGCUGGUCUUUGUAAAUUGUCACCUAGCUAGUGGCUCUACAGCGACCUACUUGGACCGUCGCUAUUGGGAUGUCUCGCAGGUUCUCACAAAAACUAUUUUCGAUCCCAUUAUUCAUAUGGGGCGCAUUGAGGAAGAUGGCGAGAAGAUUGGUGACGAGGACUUUGCCUUUUGGUUUGGAGAUCUGAACUUUCGCCUAGAUGGUUUACCUGGCGAUGAUAUCCGUCGAAUCCUCACUCUUCAUACAAGAGGUGAAUAUGACGUUCAUAGUAGCAAAGCUUCUGGAGCGUUUGAGGACGAGGGUGUUAUUGUCACCAAAACGCCUGACGACGAUGACGCGGCGACCACUACUACAACGACAACUACAACUGCGUCGUCUAUACAUUCACGCGAGCAAAGUUUCGAUACAAUAACAUCAUUGCCAGACCCAGACGACUUUCCAGAAGAUCCUAGUCAGGACCCUGCCUCACUACAAGCGACCAUUGAUUCGCUUUUGCCCCACGAUCAGCUGAAGCGGUCUAUGCGUGACAAGAAGGUCUUCCAUGAUGGAUGGCGUGAGGGUCUAAUUACCUUUUUGCCAAGCUACAAAUACGAUGUUGGGAGCGUCACGCUUUUCGAUUCCAGUGAAAAGCAGCGCGCUCCCAGUUGGUGUGACCGAAUUUUGUUUCGAACCAAGCUCGAUAGACAACAACACGAGAAGAAAGCUGCGGAAGAGCUGGAAGCGAAGAAGAAGGAUGAUGAAAUGAAAUCUCGCGGUCUUGAAGAAGACGAUGAUGUUCUUUUCACAUAUGACCCCGAAAACGAUGGAGAUGAUACCCCCGCUGAAGCCGCUGAUGAACCUUUAGCUGCAUAUGAACCUUAUGACGAAGAUGAAAGUGGAGAGCCUGUUGAGUUCGAGGCGGAGGAAGACACUGACAGAAUCGCCCAGACGCAGUACAUGUCUUAUCAGCGCAUUACAUCGUCAGACCAUAAGCCCAUCGUGUCGUUCUUCACUCUUGACUAUGACUGCGUGAUUCCCGAGUUGAAGACUCAGGUUUACGCAGAAGUAGCUCGCGAGUUAGACCGUGCCGAGAACGAACGACGCCCGGUCAUCACAAUUGUGAAUGAGGGUGACGAGAGUGUCGUUGACUUGGGCGAGAUGGGUUUCCUGCAGAAGAAUUCGACUACUUUGACGGUGGCAAACACAGGAAGUGUUGCUGCUACUCUAGCAUUUGUCGAUAAGCCAUCCUUGGUCGAUGAUGUGGCUGCUGGUUCAUCCUGGCUUAGUUCGUCACUUACUCACAAUGACGAUGUCGACGAAGUGAGCUAUAAGGAGGUUACGCUCCAGCCAGGCGAAACGGCUGAUGUCACCAUCAGCGGACAAGUCACAUCUAUCCCGUUGCUUCGGGCUCUAAACGAUGGUCACCAAAGUCUUGACGAUGUCCUUAUCCUUCGUGUCGAAGGCGGCCGUGAUCACUUCUUAGGCGUACGAGCAACAUGGCGGGCCACUUGCUUUGGUCGGUCCAUUGAUGAGCUUAUUCGAGUCCCUGACGGUGGUAUUCGACAAUUUAUACAAGAUAAGCAGAUCAAAGGCGCCAUUCCGUACGACUUUGCCGUUCACUGCUCCGCUCCAAGAGAGCUGUUCAAAUUGACCGAGGCUAUCCAGACACUUUCAGAGCGAUGUGUUGCAGAUGCCGCCAUGCUUGAGGAGUUUGAAAUGUCUGAUGAGCCCGGGUGGCCAUUCGACUCGAAGACUUGGACGGCUAAGCUGAAGGACCAGGACUCUCUCACAGCCGUCAUCAUCGACGCCAUGGACAGAGACGCUUCCAUCACUGAAGCCCUACCUGUCGAACUGCCCUCAUCUCAUCGCCUCGAACUGCUGGCAGCUACUCUUCUCUUGUUUCUAUCAUCGUUUACCGAUGGCCUUGUCCCAGCUCAGCUAUCAGCUAAGAUGGCAACAACUAUACCCAAUGUCUCCAGUCUUGCGGCGUCAGCACUUCCGGACAUGAAGUUCCGCAUCCUGGAUAUCAUGUCGUCUGUUCCGAGUCAUAACAUUGCAUUUGUCUUCUUGACUACUACACUUGCUAGAGUAGCUACGGAGCUUGUCCCAGUUACGAAGAAGGAGGAUGGCCUGCAGCGCCGGCUGAGCUUUAAGAAGGCUGAUGAUGGCGAUGGCGCCCGCCGAAGACGGGCACGACAGAAGCGCUACGCUGAGGUUCUGGCACCAGAUGUGUUUAGAGACAAGACGGUGGGGGAUAAAGAGAAGGCCAUCCUGGAACUAUUUUUGAGAACAGAUGUCGACGGCUAGGGGCUUGCAAGAGGACGAAGAGGCAGAAGGCGGCGCCGUCUACUCUGCGCAUUUCAAAGCCUCCGUUUAAGAAUUCACCAUAGAAUAUAGAUUCACAUGGAACGCAUGUCAACGUUUAUUAAUACACGGUAUAUAUUUUCUCUUGAAUAUGGGUCAGCUUGAUCCUUGGAUAUAGUAUAUUGAUCCAGUGCGUGUUGUACACCAACCGCCAACUGGGAACUGCGCAAGCAGUUGCCCUCCAACAUGGAGUUUGAAAAUGGAAUACCGCGGCUCGCUACGAGUUGCAUGUGUCAAAAACCUACGCAUCAUACUUUUUCACUUUUGCAACAACCCAUCACGGUAAUGUGUGGUCGCUGAUACGGUCACCGGAACGGGACAACAAGACAAGAUAUUCACGGGACUCAGGUAGGCGGGAAGCUCCGUUUGGAGGGAACGGCAUAGCUACGCCCCGAAACAAAAACACAAAACACAUAUCGAACUUGUUUAAUCCCGUUUCAGGCUGGGGCAGAAGAGAUAAAUCUCCGUGACCCGCAUCGCGUAUCGGACAAUCGAGAGCGGCAAGCACGGGUGAGUUUCCUUUCCCAUCAAGCAAUCGCUGGCUUACACGGCAGGAUGCGAAGAGGCGCUGUGCGCUUUAGGAAUGGUGUGUUUCAGAUGCUACUCCUCUUUGUCUUGUGAGGACAUAAAGGACGCUCGAUUGGGCGAGUAAAACAAGGCAAGUUCCGCUAGCACAUCGUGAGAGACAGGGAAAGUUCCGAUAGAGACAAAAAGGGCCAAUGAGACAAGGCAUCUUCCGGUUUCUUGGUCGCAUCUCGCUGCCCAAGACAGCUGGUAAGUUCCGCUAAAAGGGUAAACAAGGCAAGUUCCGUUAGAGACAACAGGGUCGUAAAACCUCUAUUGAGCCACAUGUUUCGCAAUGCCCAAUGUUUUCAAAGCAAAAUAGAGUUGGGCGACGUCCCCCCAAAAAAGCCAAAACAAAACGGUGAUGGAUCUUCAGCAGCAUCGGUCGUCUGUGCAUACCAUUCGAUCGACGGCGCGGAUGCGACUCGCUCGGCGCAAACUCCACUUAGUGGGCAAUAUACGCGGGAACGGCCAGCCAGCGCCCUGGGCAGAAAAAGCUAAAAGGGAAAUAGUUGAGAUGGUCACCGUUGGAAACACGCAUGGAACUUCCCGCGGUCCAAAGUUUGAGAAGCACAGUGUAAAGUCUAACUGGGCGAAAUUGGUAUAAUCAGAGUUUGGCCAGGCGCGGAUCGAAUAUCCCAAUCCAUCAAGGACAAUGGAGCAGCUAAAAGUAUAAAAGAAAGGAGAAGCGCGUCUACGGCCUGUGAGUGGUGGGAGGUUUAGCCUAACCUUGACCAGCGCAGGUGAGGCGAUAUUUGACAAGCGCCAAUGAGCAUCCGGGAAUAGGCUUCUUCACCGUCGCCUGGCGUGUUUCAGAAUGAACGGCGACGGGUGCUAGGGCCCUCCCGGACGCAGGCGUGCCAGCGUGACGUCGGAUGGACCGUAGGGUGCGAGGAGCCAGGGUUGUGGAAGGUUUGGAAGCGUCGCCACCGUGGUUGGCAGCCUGCACGGCGAGCCCUGUCGCGAUGCU